AUUAUGGGGGGAGGAGGAAGGAAGCGCAUAAAAGCCUGACGCAGGCACACGGCCAGAAGUUAUUAUGCGCACGUUUCCUCUGGCACGGACGUUGGGACCUCUGGAUGGCCCAAGCCCUGGGGAAGCCAUGAGAAAGCCAGACAGGAGUCCCGGCCGGGUGAAGCCGUGGAGGAGGCUGAAGAACAUGGUCCAUUGGUCUCCCUGCGUCGUGUCCUUCCGGAAACGCUACCCCUGGGUGCAGCUUGCUGGCCAUGCAGGCAACUUCAAGGCCGGGGACUUUGGGCGCAUCCUGAAGAAGUUUUGUCCCAAUGAGCAGCAGUGUUUGGAGCACCUGGCCUCUGACGCCCUGCAGCCCUACGUGCCUGCCUAUUACGGCCUGGUGGAGCACAACGGGGAGACCUACAUCCAAAUGGAGGACCUCCUCUCUGGCUUUGACGCCCCGUCCAUCAUGGACUGCAAAAUGGGAGUCAGGACGUACCUAGAAGAGGAGCUGGAGAAAGCGCGGAAGCAGCCCUGUCCGCGCAGGGACAUGUAUGACAAGAUGGUGGCUGUGGACCCCGCUGCCCCCUCCCCGGAGGAGCAUGAACAGCGUGCCGUCCUGAAGCCCCGCUACAUGCAGUGGAGGGAGACCCUUAGCUCCACCACCACCCUCGGGUUCCGGAUCGAGGGCAUCAAGAAAGCCAACGGGGCCUGCAGCACCAGCUUCAAGAAGACCCGGCAGCCGGAGCAAGUGGUCCAGGCCAUCUGGGACUUUGUGGACCGUGACCGGCGCAUUCUGACCAGCUACAUGGGACGGCUGAAGGACGUGAGGCUGGCUCUGGAGCAGUCGGACUUCUUCAAGGCCCAUGAGGUGGUGGGCAGCUCCCUUCUCUUUGUCCACGACCACACGGGACUGGCUCGCGUCUGGAUGAUCGACUUCGGCAAGACGGUGCCUCUGCCUGCAAAACAGACACUGACCCACCGGCUGCCCUGGGUGGAAGGGAACCGCGAGGACGGCUACCUGUGGGGCUUGGACAAUCUCAUUGCUGUCCUGGAGAAGAUGCUGAGCGAGUGAACUCUGACGAGAGACCAGCCGUUCAGCCACUCUCUCCUCGGGCAGCUGGAAAGCAGGGUGGCACUGCUCCGCCCCCGUGGCCCCCUCCCUUAAUUUAUUCAGCCAGAUAUGCUAGCACUGCGCGGAGGCGGAACCAGGAAGAGCCCACUGGCAGGUGGGCGAAAACGUCUGAAAAGGGAGCUGGUCCGGCCCAGCCAGAGUUACUGUACCUCUUAAAGUUAUUUAUUGUAGGAGAAAGGGUAGUGUUGCCCCCCCACCCUUUGCUGUGGGUCUGUGUCUCCCCCCCAAGUUGCUAUGGUGUGGGGAGAAAGCACUUCCAACGACUUGGCUUGUGGGUGCCUGCCAGGAAUCAGGCGAUCGACCCCCUGGGCCUGGGAGCAGCCAGGACUGCGCUCCUCCCCCUGGUCAGGCUGCCUGUUUGAGCCCCCAGCCACAGGGAUGGGCCCUCUCUGGUCUGGAUUGCAGACCCCUCCCCCCGCCUUCCUCCCCUCCUCUAAUAAGGGGCUCCAAGAGCAGCUGGGGGUGUGAGGGACCACUGAGACCUCAACCCCUUGCCAAAGUGCUUGUCUGUGGGGCUGAACUGGCAAAGGAUUCCAUGAGGAGCAAUCUGUGGGACGGGGGGGUUGGAGGGCUUGCUUUAAAUGCUGGAGGGUGGGGGUGGGGGAGCUGUUCUGGCCCUCUAGUGAAGAGCUCAGGGUCCUCCUAAUUGCUUUGUAAGUGUUGAUACUUAAAACAUUGUUAAAGGGACAAGACUCAGG
Molecule: messenger RNA, 1812 nt
Organism: Heteronotia binoei (common prickly gecko)
Lineage: Eukaryota; Metazoa; Chordata; Lepidosauria; Squamata; Gekkonidae
Gene: ITPKC
Product: inositol-trisphosphate 3-kinase C
Exons: 7
Coding region: 65-1054 (329 amino acids)
Biological process (GO): inositol phosphate biosynthetic process
Cellular component (GO): cytoplasm; nucleus
Molecular function (GO): inositol-1,4,5-trisphosphate 3-kinase activity; inositol tetrakisphosphate kinase activity
Source: RefSeq, a predicted model, not a curated record